Cinclus cinclus is the source of this 2355-nucleotide messenger RNA. RefSeq names its product leucine rich repeat containing 41 (gene LRRC41). Lineage: Eukaryota; Metazoa; Chordata; Aves; Passeriformes; Cinclidae. The record is from RefSeq and is a predicted model, not a curated record. The transcript has 10 exons. Bases 1 to 2355 code for a protein of 784 amino acids. Gene Ontology annotation, cellular component: nucleus; cytoplasm.
AUGGCGGCGCGGUGCGGGCGGUCCGUGCCCGAGGCGGCGAUGGCGGCCGAGCGGCCGCGCAGUCUGUUUGAGCUGAGCGCGGUGGCCGUGAGCCGCAGCAUGGCCGCCCUGGAGCGGGACGUCUGGGCGCUGCCCGGGCACCUCCUGCGGGGCCUCCUGCCGCUCCUCACCGUCUUCCAUCUCGAGCGGGCCGAGGACGCCGCGCGGAGAGCAGGCCUCUCAACACAGCCCAUCUGGCGCAAGCUGUGGGACGAUGUGAUGAAAACCAGGCCACCCAACUCAGAGAGCAUAACAUGCUGGAGGAAGAAGUUCCUUGAAACAUUCUUCUCCAACGUCCUCCAUGGUGUCUUGGAUGUUUCCUCUGACUGGCGCCUCAACGACCGUCACUUUUCGCCGCUGCUCCACAGCUCCCCGCACGUUUCCCAGCUCACCCUCUGCAACAUGCUCCAGGGGGCCGUGGAACUCACUGCCGAGCACAACCACAAAGUGCUGGAAAACCUGGCUGGCUCCCUGCGGAUCCUGAAGUUCCAGCACCUCCUCUCCUGUGACCAGUCCGUCAAGCGCUCGCUGAUUUUGCUCCUUCACCGGCUGAUCCACCACGGCUCUGUCAGCCAGGUGUCCAUGUAUUCCUGGCCUGUUCCUGACACGGUUCUUCUUGUUCUCAUCCUGACCAUGAGUGCUGGGUUUUGGCGCUCGGGAAAUGCCCUUGCCUGUCACAGCAGCCUGUGCGGCCUUUGCAGAGAGGAGGACAAAGCCCAAAGCCAGGAAUCAGUGCAGGAGGGAGCAGGGAGGGGCUGUAAUGCUGAGCGGGAGGGGAGUGGUGGUGAGAGCCAGAAGAGAUCCCCAGAAGAGGCUGAUGCUCCCAUGAACUCUGUCCUGUCUGGCCACAGAAGUCCUCCCCUGCAAAACCCAGUGUGUGAGGAGACAAGCAGUGAGGUGCCCUUUGGCCACACCAGCAUUCAGGGGGGUUCUUCCCCUCAUACCAGCUCAGAGCAGCUGUCCUGUCACCCCAUUCCUCUAAAGACACGCAGACGGCUGAAACCUGCGGUGGGGAGGAAACGUCGCUGCCUCAGACGGAGCAGGGGACACUAUGCUGACCCAGAAGAUCUGUAUGAUUUUGUUUUUACUGUUGCUAGAGAGAAUAAUUCAGGGUUACUGGACAAAACCACAGAGGGAGAGAACACUGAGAACUGUAUUAGUUCCUCCCCAGGAUCUCCAUGCACUGGCCAUGCUGGCUGUAAGAAAAGAGGAGGACCUGCUGGAAUCCUUUCUCUGAAAGCUGCUCACCAUUUCCGAAGUGUCUCCACGCUGGAAUUGUUCUCCAUUCCUUUGACUGGGGAGACAUGUCGGACUCUGAGUAACCUGCUGAGUUCCUGGGUGUCUUUAGAAAACCUGAUUCUGUCCUACAAUGGCCUGAAUGCCAACAUCUCCUGCAUCCUCUCUGGGCUCCGGGCCCUGGCCCACCACCCAGAGUGCCGUUUCCGUGUGCUCCGCGUGAGCGACGUGUUCUCCCACGUGCCCUGCAUGGAGCUCGUUCGCUGCAUCCUGAGCGCCCUUCCCCAGCUCCACACGCUCUCGCUCAGCUUCGACCUCAAAAACCAGCUGGAGGGCAGCAGGCCAGAGGUGAAUCCAAAUUGCAGCAAAGCAGAAAUUCCAGAAAGCUGCCUGGAGGUGCUGGAGAUCCGAUUCCCCAGGGAACCUCUGCACACUGCGUUCCUGCUGCCAGUGCUCAAGGCAUCCAAGUCCCUCCAGCAGCUGUCCUUUGACAGUGCCACACUGCCCUGCCCCCAGGAGCUUGGGCUCCUUCUGGAGGUGCUCAGAGAGUGUACUCCAGAUUUGAAGAAGCUGAGCUUUCAUGAUGUGAACCUGGCUGAGCACCAGAAAGAAGUUCUGCUUCUGCUUCAGGAUCCUGGCCUACAGGAAAUUACAUUUUCCUUCUGCCGGCUGUUUGAAAGCUCUACUGCUGAGUUUUUGUCAGAAAUAAUCAAUACAGUGAAAAGAAAUUCAUCACUGAAGAGCCUCAAACUACCUGGGAACCGCCUUGGGAAUCACAGGCUGGUUGCCCUUGCAGACAUUUUCUCUGAAGAUUCCUCCUCUUCUCUCUGCCAUCUGGAUGUCAGCUCAAAUUGCAUCAAACCUGAUGGGCUCCUGGAGUUCACAAAGAAGCUGGAAGGCCACAUCCAGCAGAGAGGGGGACAGCUUCCAUUCACACACCUCCGCCUCUUCCAAAAUUGGCUGGACCAGGAUGCAGAAACUGCGCAAGAGGCGCUGCGGCGUCUCAAAGCCAUGUGCAGCGUGGUCAAUGAUGCUUGGGACUCCUCCCAGGCCUUUGCUGACUACAUCAGUGUCAUGUGA